Lymnaea stagnalis (great pond snail) is the source of this 435-nucleotide messenger RNA. NCBI's taxonomy places the organism in Eukaryota, Metazoa, Mollusca, Gastropoda, Lymnaeidae. The record is from the annotation of a GenBank genome assembly.
CAGUAUCCUUCGUCGGAAUUUAUGAUUCCGUUCGGCAAAGCGAAAAAAGUUCGCGAGGGAAGCGAUGUUACUAUCGUGACGUUCGGCGCGUUGGUCGAACGCUCGAAUCAAGCCGCAAAACGGCUCGAACAACAGGGCAUUACGGUCGAUCUGAUCGACCUGCGCACGCUCGUUCCUUACGAUUGGGAAGCGAUCGCCGAAUCGGUUAAGAAAACGAACCGCGUCAUCGUAGCGCACGAAGACCCGCUUUCAUUCGGCUACGGCGCAGAGCUUGCGGCGCGCAUUUCCGACGAGCUUUUUGAAUAUCUGGAUGCACCCGUCAGACGCGUCGGCGCGACCGAUACUUUCGUCGCAUAUGCACCGCAGGUCGAAGACUUUAUUUUGCCGCAAUCGGAAGAUGUCGAAAAAGCCGUCAAAGACUUGAUGAAAUAUUGA